This is a messenger RNA of Hydra vulgaris (swiftwater hydra), 4613 nucleotides long. Lineage: Eukaryota; Metazoa; Cnidaria; Hydrozoa; Anthoathecata; Hydridae. The record is from RefSeq and is a predicted model, not a curated record.
GAUGCAGAUUUUUAGUUUACUCCAUCAAAAAAAAAAGCGCCAUACGCAAUGUUGUAAGUGACGUAACUACGCCCGCUAUGCAAACAAAAAAAAUUAGAAGGAGGAGGAAGGAGAGGUUUACACUUGAAACUGUUUGUGAACAAACUGAUUAAAUUAUUUUUCAAGUAAAAUGUUUUAUCUCGCAUUCAAACUUAUGAUGACUUUUCAACUUGUUUGUAACCUCAGAUGUGAACAAGAACUUUUGGUUACGGAAAUAAAUACCGAUAGCAGUAUUCUACAAAUCAACUCUUGCAAUACAACAGGGGAAAUUGAACAUCAAAGUGUAACUAUAUUCAAUAAAUUGUGGGAAACAAAAACAAUUGCUUUCAAUAUUUCUACAGCGGAGUGCGACUUCAACAAUUUAAAUAAGUUGUAUUUAACUGGACAAAACGGUUUAAAGCUUGUAUUUGAUAGCAGUUUUCAAUUAAAAACAAAACUGAAAGUUGGCGGAGGAUUGUUGACCAUUAAUUAUGCCAACGGCCAUAUUCCAGCUCGAAAUUUAGGUGGUUUUACAUAUGAUCCGAAAACUUGCACCACUUCAACACACAACUUUCAUUGUCCUGAAGGAGUUGGACCUGGUGCAAAUCAAAAUGGUGCCACAAAUGGAUUUGAUAAAAAUGGAGUGAGUAUUUGGGGAGAAGAUUACGGUAAUGGAGAUGUUUACUUAGGAGGUAGCGUAGGUCCUCAAAUUGAUCUUUUAGGCUCACCUGGAAAUGGGGGAGGAGUUUUUAUUUUGUUUGUAAAUGGCAAUCUUUUUGUUAAUGCUGAUAUAUCUGCUGAUGGGUAUGAGAAUCAAGACGAUAACAAUUGUAGUGGAGGAAGUGCAGGGGGUUUUAUACUAAUUAAAGCUAAUGAGAUUAGGAUUUCUGAUAAUGUAUCAAUUCAUGCAAACGGUGGUUCCAGUGGCAGAAGAAAGGGUUCUUUUUAUUGUACAAAUGGUGGAGCAGGUGGCAUCGUCAGUUUGAACACACUUCAUUUUAAUGGAGAUAUUAAAUCUCUAAGUGUUAGAGGUGGAAUGGGAAUUAAACCUGGAAACAGUGGGAAAAUAAUAGUUCAAACUGUGUUCAGGAAAGAUCUUAUUAUAAAUACUACAUCAUGUCUUCUUCAAAGUUCUGACUAUCCGAACUUUACAUUUUAUGGAAAAAUAACUAAAAAAGAAAACAAAAGUUGUUUACUAGAAAGUAAAUGUGAAUUUACAUUUAUGCAUUCAGUUAAAAUACUUCAUUUUGUAAAGGUAAAUCUUACUGGAAAUAAUCAAUUAUCUUUUGUCAUUAAAAGUGGUGGAAUGGAGAUUUUCACUAAAUUGAGUUUUUUGGCAAACUGUUCUACAAGAGAAGUUGAAUAUCUUUGUAGUUUUAAUAAUGAUUAUAAUAAAACUAUUGCAAUUGGUGGAUUGAUUGAGAUUGUUGUUGAACAUGGAAAUUUAAGUUUAUAUCAACUUUAAAACUAAUGAGAGCUUUCUAAGUGUUUUGGGUUCAAAAAAUGGAGGAGAAGGUGGUUUAAUACGAAUAAUAGGAAAAAUAGUAUCAGAUUAUGCUAAUUCAUCAAGUAUAGAAUAUCAUCAUAUUAAAAUUGAAUCCGAUGCUGAACAACCUGUUAAAGGAUAUUUUUUAGUUUUCGAAUCUCUUGAUUCUUUUAUUGCAUCUACUAAAAAUUCACCAUCAACCUCAAGAUCAACACAAACAUCUUCCUUAUCAAAUUCGGAUACUCCAAGAGCAUCACUACUGUCCUCAAGUUUAACAAAUGAAGAUCAUUUUUCUAAAGGCAAUGAUAAGUAUGUUACUUUCACAACUGAAAUAGUUAUUGCCAAUGUAACCGUCACAACAAUGCAAUCAAUUUCAUCUUAUGUGAAACAACCUGAACAAGUUACCAGUUAUACAACUGUUGAGACUUAUACUGAUGCAACUAGUACACCGAUAAAUAAAGAUAACAGUUCGGAAACAGGAGUUAUGUCUACAAAUCCAACAACAUUGGAUACAGCUAAUAUGACCACAGUAAAAAUGAUUGAUAGUAGCUCAACUAUAUUUCCUACAUCAAAUAAUGUAACCUCAACUAGUACACCAAUAAAUAAAGAUAACAGUUCAGAAACAGGAGUUAUGUCUACAAAUCCAACAACAUCGGAUACAACUAAUAUGACCACAGUAAAAAUGAUUGAUAGUAGCUCAACUAUAUUUCCUACAUCAAAUAAUGUAACCUCAACUAGUACACCAAUAAAUAAAGAUAACAGUUCAGAAACAGGAGUUAUGCCUACAAAUCCAACAACAUCGGAUACAGUUAAUAUAACCACAGUAAAAAUGACUGAUAGCAGCUCAACUAUAUUUCCUACAUCAAAAAAUGUAACCUUAACUAGUACACCAAUAAAUAAAACCUUAUCAUCUUAUAUAGGUACAUCUACAACUAGUGUAUACACAAACGAGUAUAAUGUAACCACAACUGCUACAAUGUUUGCCUUGAAUACAACUGUUGAGACUGAAGUAAAUAUUGAACCAAAAAUUGAGGUGAUAAACUCAAUAAGUAUUAACAGUAGCAACUUUGAACCCUUUGUUGAUGCAUUGUUAAAUAUCGCCAAGAAUAAACUCUCAGAAAAAGCUUCAAGUAUUUUAAUAGAUGCUGUUGAAAAAGUGGCUUUGUAUUCUUAUAACUACACAAGUUUGGAAUCUAUUAGCAACGUACUUUCAAAAGUUGUUCAAUUAUGUGACUACAUGAUUAGUUCUUCGUUAAAAUCAAGUGCAGGUGAAUCUACAAACAUUGAAAUAAUAUCUGGAAGCUUAGCAUCAUCCCUUGAGCUUAUAUCAUUAAAGAUAGGAACUUUCUUAAAUGACAGCUAUCUUGCUUAUAAUCUGGAAAUAGGGAAAAUUAAUUUAGAUGUGGAAAUUUUUAAUUACACUGAGCCAAUCAAAUCAUUUCCAAAAGAUUGCAGAAGAAAAAACUGUGAUAAAAUUGAAAUACCUAUGGAUAUUUUUCAAAACAAAACCACAGCAACCACAGUGACCAUAGUCAGCAUGAAUUUACAUCAAGAAAAUUAUUCCAAUAGUGGACAAUCAGUUUAUAAGAACAAAUCUUGGAAAGCUGUAUCAUCAAUUAUUUCUGUAUCUGUUAAUAAUACAGUUGUGCUUCCAUUUAUAAAACCAAUUGUUUUGCGCCAAAAGAUUUAUACACCAACUAAUUACUUAUACAAACUGUCAGCUGGCUAUUGGAAAAAUACAAAACGAUCUGCAAAAUGUUGGGCAUUUGAUGGCUUGAGUAUUAAAAGUCUAAAGGGAAAUGAAGUUGUGAUACAUUCAUAUCAUAUGACAACUUUUGCUAUUCUUAUGCAAGUUACAGAAUUUGAAAUAAGUGACAAUGAUAAACUGGCAUUAUCUUGGAUAGGGUAUCUGGGAUGUGGGUUAUCUUUGUUUUCCUAUAUGUUUACAUUUGCUAUAUACUAUUUAAUAAGAUCAUUGUUAACUGAGCGCUCCCUUAUUCAUUUAAACUUGGUAAUCUCAUUGUCUAUUGCUCAGACAGUAUUUUUAUUGGGGAUUACUGCAACUCAUAACAAGAGUCUAUGCACAUUUAUAGCAGUGUUGCUUCAUUAUUUUUUUACUGCUGCAUUUGGUUGGAUGUUAUGUGAAGGCAUUCAUCUUUAUGUCAAAAUAGUUAGCGUUUACAAUAACUGGGCAAAAAUGUAUUUUUAUCAUUGUAUUGGUUGGGGUACACCUAUCAUUAUUGUUUCCAUAUCCGCAGCUAUUCGUAGUGAUGGUUAUGGGACUGAAGAGCAUUGUUGGAUCAGCAUUAACAAUGGCCUGAUUUGGGCUUUUGUUGGUCCAGUUCUAUUGGUGAUAUUAAUCAAUGUGGUGGUCAUGGUGAUGGUGAUUAAAAUAUUAGUUUCAUCAUUAAAUGAUCCAGUGAGUUUGAACAUGAUUGAGCUAAGACAGAAAAUAAGAGCAAGUUUGAAAGGAAUGGUUAUUUUGCUUCCAAUACUUGGCAUUACUUGGACAUUUGGAAUAUUUGCAGUGAAUUCAAAUGCAAUUGCAUAUCAAUACAUUUUUACACUUUCUUCAUCUGUCCAGGGCGUCUUUAUAUUUUUGCUUCAUUGCAUUGGAAACACAGAAGUGAGAAGUGCUUUAAAGAGAUUACAUGAAAAUCGUUUACAAAAUAAAACGGUUAAAAAAAAACUCUCAUUCUUUAGAACAAUAGCAGAAAAUUUGAGGAAUUUAGUUUUUCACGAAUCAAAAGUUUACACGCUCAAUUCACCCAAAGUUACAAAUCUUUCUUAUGUACAAACAAAGAACUCUUCAUCAUUUUACUCUUUAAACAAUGCCGAAUUGACAAGUCACGAAAAUCAUUCCAACAAUACCAAUGUCGACAUCAAAGUUUAGUCUAAAGUUAAAAAACGAAGGCUUUGAUAUUUAAGAAGAUAUGUUAAUAUUUCCUCUAAAGACCAUAUACUUAAAAUAAAACCGGCGAAGAUAAUACUAAUUUAUCUAAAAUGACCACAACAAUUGUUUAUUUUAAACUUCGCUUUAGCUGUACGAUGUGUAUAUACUUAAUAAAUAAUGUGCAUACAUAACUGCGUAUGUAUACAUAGUAUUGCA